Molecule: messenger RNA, 2782 nt
Organism: Blepharisma stoltei
Lineage: Eukaryota; Ciliophora; Heterotrichea; Heterotrichida; Blepharismidae
Source: the annotation of a GenBank genome assembly
AUGCGUUUCUCAGCUACGCUAAACACAGGUUUGCAAGCUAUCUCCACUUUAAACUUUUCUCUAUCAGGCUUGGUGCUUUCUACAUUUACAGCUUUAGCUUUCUUACUCCCAUCAUUUUUAAGCUCAGGACUUUCAUCGACCUUUUUCCUUAUCAGAUCGAGCCCAGCAGUUUGCAUCUUCAUGAUCCUCAGCAUCAUGUUUUUCUGUACUACAGCAACUCACUUGAUUUUCAAUGUUUUGCACGGGCCUUUAUCAGGUAAACCUAUAUAGUGUGUCGAAUAAUUUCUUAUCCUCUCUUUUUCGUCAAUAAGCUGUUUGCAUUAAAUCAAAAUAUAAAUGUUUUAAUAAAUUAAAGCAUUAAUGCAAUUGAAAAGUGUAAUUCAAUUUGAAUAUUUGGCUGAAAAGAUGCAAAGCUUUGUAUUCUUUCCAAUAUAUAAAAUAAAGACCUUAGAUUGAGAAUUUAUUUCUUGGAAAUUUGCGUUUUAUUAAACUAAAAUAACCUUCAUAUGGUUAUUAAUUUAGCCUGCCAAAUUUAUAAAUAGUGAUUUCUGAUAAAAUUCCAUAUUUUAAUUUCUAAAAUUAUUAAAAGUAUUUCUUGUUUAAUUCGUGCUCAAAUACAAUCUGUGUAAAAUAAUAAAAUAAAGAUUCAAUAAUAUUAAGUUUAAAUAUAAAUUUUAAGAGAAAAUAUAUGAUUGGAUAAAAUGUUCUUUGAGGUUUAUUUUAAAAGAUACGAUGCGAAAUAUAGAUGGUAGAAAUUUUCAAUAAAUGGUAUUUCUGUUUGACUUGUGCUCAAAUCUGGAAUCUAUAUAUAAAUCUAGUAAUGCUUAAAUUUUAAUUUUAAAAAAAAAUUUAUGAUUUACAAAAAGUUCUUUGACUUUAAUUUUUUAAAGAAGUAUGCAGAAAUAAAUAUGGCGAAAAUUUUUAUAAAUAUUGAUAUUCUUGCUUAAUUUGUGUUUAAAUCCAGAAUGCGUAAAAUAGAAUUCUUAAAAUACUAGGCUUAAAUUUUUAAAGAAAACGUAUCAUUGGGAAAAAGUUUUAAAUUUUUAAAGACCAUACAAAAAUAAAGAUGGCAGAAAUUUUGUCUAAAAAGGUUCUUUCUUAUUAGAUUUGUGCUCAAAUCCAAUCUACAGAUAAAUUUCAAAAGAAAACGCAUGAUGGGUAAAAGUUCUUUGAGUUUCAAUUUUCAGAAGACUUAUGCCAAAAUAAAGAGUUCGAAAAUUUUGAGACGCUAAAAAUGUUGCCAUUCCAAGAAUUUCCAUCAGUUAAAAUAUAAAAUAUACUUAAACAAUAUAAAGAGUAUUUUUUAUCUUUUAGAUUAUCACGAAUCGUGAUAAUUGAAUAGCUUAAUUAAUUAAUUAGCUCUAUAUCAAAUUAUUAAUCCUCUAAAUUUUAUUAACUUAGCAUACUCAUAUUGAUGGAUAAUUGAGAAUUCACCAGAUAUUUGCUUAUGUCUGGUUUUGCAACCCAUUUUAAAAAAAGAGCAAAGACUAAUUACCUGAUUUUUCCUAUACUUUUUUUUAUUUUGAUAUGAUUCAAUGGGAAAAUAAAUAAAUGCUCUUAUAACUCCCUUGCUUAAAUUGGGACAAAAUUUUAAUUUUUAAUAAUAAUGAUUUCUCUUCAAAUAUCUUAAUAUCUAAGUUAAUGCCUCCAAAAUCAAAAAUUUAGCUAUAACUUUUAUUUUAAGGGCGAUAUUUAAACAAAGUUAGUACUUUGAAUCGAUAAAUUUUUAUAUUAAUUUAAUAUAAUUUUUAAAUAAAAAUGGAUAACUUUGAAUUGGAUGAAUUUGUUGUUCCAAUCAAUUUAAAGGGGGAGCAUCUAUUUUUUAGUAUAUCCGCCUUUAUCUUAUAACGAAAGCAAAAAAGCAUAUGAAAUUCUAAUGAAUGAUUCUAUGCUUUUACAAUUUGUAGUCAUUUCUAUAGGUGAUAGCAACUAUGUUGGUAUGGAAAUCGCGAUUUGGGCAACAAUUUGCUUUUAUUAUUGCUCUUGCAAGGUAAUUUGUGUGACUGCAAAACAUAGACUUGCAAAUAAUCAAGUGAGGAAUUUAAAGAAAUUUAGCUUUAUAUCAGCGUUUAUGGGACUAAUGUUUAUGAUUGGGAGCUCAAAGUUUUUUUAUAGCGCUGGGUGAAUGAUGAUUUUACUGGUUAAUUAUGAAGGGCUGUUAGUUUUAAAAGAAAACUUUUUGAUUUUAUAUCAGUUAAGUCUGAAUUCUGCUAUAGCGUCACCUACUGAAAUGGGCUUUCAGUUAUUUGAAAUAGUAGUUAACACUGUACGGUGACUGCAUAUUGCGAUUAGGUAUUCUGAUUGGAUACUGACAAGCCCUAUACAAUUUUUUGUGAUAAUGAAAGUGCAAAUUUUUGCAUUUGAAUUUAUUGAUUUGUAUAGAAGGUUCAGAAAUUAUAUAUAUUCAAUGAAAAGCUUCUUAAAAAAAUACCCAGUUAUGAGCAAAAAUGAUUUACAAAAAUAUUGCAAUGAAAAAUGCUGCAUUUGUUUGGAAUCACUACCUUCAAGCAAGUGCAGCAAAAUUUCAUGUGGCCAUGUGCAUCAUGUAAAAUGCAUAAGAACUUGGAUUCUUAAUAAUAGUAAUCCUAAAUGUCCUUUAUGCAACCAGGAAUUUUUGAAGCCUGAAACAAAAAAUCUGACCAUUUCUUCGUUUUCUUCAUUUUUUAAUUACUUUGGGAAUCGAGAUAAUCAAGCAGAACAAACAAGUACUCAAAUAGAACAAAUUUUAAGAGAAGAAAUCGGUUUAUUUCAAGAAAACCUUGCUGAUAUUAUUCAACAAUAA